This is a messenger RNA of Penicillium taxi, 426 nucleotides long. RefSeq lists its product as uncharacterized. Lineage: Eukaryota; Fungi; Ascomycota; Eurotiomycetes; Eurotiales; Aspergillaceae. The coding region runs from base 1 to 426 and encodes 141 amino acids. The transcript has a single exon. The record is from RefSeq and is a predicted model, not a curated record.
AUGAUGCUAGACAUGGCUAUUACAGUUCUGCGCGUGCGAUAUAAAGAUGUAGCUGGUUUUGAAACCGCUGCCUUAUCAAAAGUUGCUGGAUAUGAUCAGUUUGCAGAUUAUCUUGUCUUCGAAGAAAGUUUCAUUAAUUGGGACAAAACAUUGGAAAGUAUCGACGAAGCAGUUGGGUUUGACCUGACACAGAAACUGGCAAACGAGUACAAAGCCAGCAUCAUCAAUUUUGCUCAAAAUAUUGAGAGUCGACUUGAGGCUGAAGAGUUCAAAACAUCUGACAUUAUGCAUCUCAACGUUGCGAGAGCUAUGAGUACCACAAUCACGCAGCUUAAAGAAUUUGCGGAUUCAGACUCGGACUCCUUCUCGCGAUCAACUUGUUCAUCUGAUGAUAACGUUGAAUUCGGAUACUCAGACUCAGACUGA